UGAAGGACAAAGAGGGGAAGAAAUAGAAUUUAGACCAUUUCCACAAAUAAUUCUUCGCAGAAAUUUAUACAGAUUCCCAUCAAAUCUUGAGAAACCCUAGGUGUCAUUUGCUUUCCCAUUAUUUUGAAUCAUUUUGCGUGAGAAGGCCCUUUGUUUGUUGAUUGGAUCCUAGCCGACGGUCAAUUACUUGCUCUGGUUAAUUUCCCGAAAAUAUAGCUCCAUCCAGAAUUGGCUUUCAGCGAUUUGAGAGGAUACUGAGCUUUCCUCCGUCCAAAGGCACCGAGAGUGGGAGAGUUAGAGCGGGAAAAAAGAGGGAAUGAAGACGGGUUCGAAGUCGGAAGGACCUUCGGCUCCAGCGCUUCGACGGGACCCGUACGAGGUUUUAAGCGUAUCCAGGGAUUCCACUGAUCAGGAAAUCAAGUCUGCUUAUAGGAAGCUUGCUCUCAAAUAUCACCCAGAUAAGAAUGGCAGUAACCCUGAAGCUUCAGAACUUUUUAAGGAGGUUGCAUAUUCUUAUAGCAUCCUAUCAGAUCCAGAGAAGAGAAGGCAAUAUGAUAGUGCUGGUUUUGAGGCCCUUGAUGCUAGUGGCAUGGAUAUGGAAAUAGACUUAUCCAAUCUUGGAACUGUCAAUACCAUGUUUGCAGCUUUGUUCAGCAAGCUGGGUGUUCCUAUUAAGACUACAAUUUCUGCUAAUGUUCUUGAAGAAGCUCUGAAUGGAACUGUCACAGUUAGGCCUCUUCCAAUUGGAACAUCAGUUAGUGGCAAGGUGGAUAAGCAAUGUGCUCACUUUUUUGGUGUGACAAUUAACGAGGAGCAAGCUCAAGCUGGAAUUGUUAUAAGGGUUACUUCAACUGCACAAAGUAAAUUCAAGUUGCUCUUUUUUGAACAUGAUGUCAGCGGCGGUUACAAUUUGGCCUUACAGGAAGAUAGUGAGAAGUCUGGGAAAGUAACAUCUGCUGGGUUUUACUUUUUGCAUUUUCAAGUGUACAGGAUGGAUUCCACUGUCAAUGCGUUGGCAAUGGCUAAGGACCCUGAAGCUUCUUUCUUCAAGAGGUUGGAAGGUCUUCAGCCUUGUGAGGUCUCAGAGCUAAAGGCUGGCACCCAUAUUUUUGCUGUUUAUGGAGACAACUUUUUUAAGACUGCUGCAUAUACUAUUGAGGCACUAUGUACAAAAAAUUAUGAAGAUACAACAGAAAAGCUGAAAGAUAUUGAGGCUCAAAUUUUGAGAAAGAGAAAUGAGCUACGCCAAUUUGAGACAGAAUACCGGAAGGCAUUAGCGCGCUUCCAAGAAGUGACCAACAGAUACAAUGAGGAAAAGCAGUUUUCUAAUUGGGUGGGCACCUACUUUUGGGAGCACAUGUGGUUGGAGAUAAACCUUUUUAACCAGAGUGUCUCACACAUAUCGGGCAUGUAUACAUUAGCCAAACUAAAGUGUCCUUGCUUCUUAGAUGAGAGCACAUCUUCUCUUUCUCUUGAAUUUUAUCCUUUAUUGAGGAGUUCAUCCAAAGAGAAGAAGUGUUCAACAUAUGUCUAAUGAAUGUCAAAAUGAUAUUCAAUUCGUUCGACCAAUAUCUAAUAUUUGUCUAUUUUGUUUGACGAAUGUCCAAUUAAGUGUUUGAGUGUGUGUGUUUCAUAAUUGGGUUAUAAGAGUAGGUAUACUGAACGUUAUCUACUUAAUGUAUCAAUGAGAGCAACAUCUUAUACAAAGUUAGAUAUGCCUUGGCAAAACUUUGAUCGAAGCCCAACAUCAAAUGAUGUGAAAGGAUGUUGAUUUUUUUUAUUUUUUAUUUUACAUUUUUAGAUAAAUGAUAGGUUUGAAUUUUGGAUCAUCUCAUGUUCUUAUUCAUUAUUCGUUCACUAGGAAGAUAUGGUCAGACAUCUUUUACCUCCUUUGGUUUGAGCGUUGCAACAUCGAUUGAUUCCCUUGACUGGCUAAAGUUUCUGGCUGCUCAAUCUACAAAGCCACCUUUUGGCCGUUCAUUGUAAGGGCUAUCAUUUGAAUGAUUUGGGGCGAGAGGAAUUGGAGGAUCUUCCAAAAGAAAGAAAGCCCACUAGAGGAAGUUUUAGAUUUAUCUCUUUUCUUGAACAACUAUAGCUUAAGUUUUUUCUUACACAAGGGAGAAUUCUCUUGCAUCUCAUUGGAUGAGUCUUUGAUAUUGUGGGAUUUCAUUUCAUCAACGAAAUUUAUUUUCUAUAAAAAAAAAAAAAAAAAAAAAAAAAAAAAAAAAAA
Messenger RNA from Cucurbita pepo subsp. pepo (vegetable marrow), 2230 nucleotides. Its product is annotated as chaperone protein dnaJ 15. Lineage: Eukaryota; Viridiplantae; Streptophyta; Magnoliopsida; Cucurbitales; Cucurbitaceae. The record is from RefSeq and is a predicted model, not a curated record.